Messenger RNA from Poeciliopsis prolifica (blackstripe livebearer), 1515 nucleotides. RefSeq names its product solute carrier family 35 member F2-like. The coding region runs from base 18 to 1229 and encodes 403 amino acids. Gene Ontology annotation, cellular component: membrane. The transcript has 8 exons. Gene Ontology annotation, biological process: transmembrane transport. Gene Ontology annotation, molecular function: transmembrane transporter activity. Lineage: Eukaryota; Metazoa; Chordata; Actinopteri; Cyprinodontiformes; Poeciliidae. The record is from RefSeq and is a predicted model, not a curated record.
UGCAGCAGUGAGACAACAUGGCUGCUAAACAAGCCGGUGAAGAGUGCAGGGACGGGCGGUCCGAGGACCAGCGGGGGGGAUUCCUGGUGAAGAUCAGGGAGUUCAAACCAAAGGAGGUUUUCACCUGGCAGCUCGCCAAAACGCUGGCGAUGGGUCAGGGUCUGGCUGCGCUCAUCUGUGGUACCGCGGUCUCCUCUCAGUACCUGGCCGCCGAGUUUCACCUGAACACUCCGAUGCUGCAGAGCUUCCUGAACUACACGCUGCUGUGCGCCACCUAUACGAGCAUGAUGAUCUGCAGGAGAGGGGAUGGAAAUAUCUUGCAGAUCCUUAAGAGAAGAUGGUGGAGGUACUUACUGCUGGGUCUGGUGGACGUGGAGGCCAACUACACCGUGGUCAAAGCCUAUCAGUACACCACCCUCACCAGCGUCCAGUUGCUGGACUGCUUUAUUAUUCCGGUCCUAAUGAUUCUGUCCUGGUGGAUCCUGAAGACCCGGUACAGACUGAUCCACUAUGUGGCCGUCUGCCUCUGUCUGCUGGGAGUCGGGGCCAUGGUGGGCGCCGACCUGCUGGCUGGAAGAGACCAGGGCUCCACCUCCAACAUCUUAUUAGGAGACGGUUUGGUUCUGCUCAGUGCUGCUUUGUACGCGGUGUCUAAUGUGGCUCAGGAGUACACAGUGAAGAACCUGAGCAGAGUGGAGUUCCUGGGGAUGAUUGGCCUGUUUGGGACCGUCAUUAGCACCGUCCAGAUGGUUAUCCUGGAGCGCAAUGAGUUGUCCAAUAUUAUCUGGAGCUGGCAAGUUGGGCUUCUGCUUGCUGCAUAUGCUCUGUGCAUGUACGCGCUGUACAGCUGCAUGCCCAUAGUGAUGAAGCUGAGCAGCGCCACCUCAGUCAAUCUCUCGCUGCUCACCGCUGACCUCUUCAGCCUCUUUUGCGGGAUCUUCCUCUUCCAGUACAACUUCUCCGGACUCUACCUGGUCUCUCUUGUGGUCAUCCUCAUCGGCUUCAUUGUCUUCAAUGCUGUGCCGACACCCACCGCCACGUGCAUCUCUUCUUCCUCUUCCUCAAUCUGCGAAGAAGGCUGCUAUGAGAAUCCUGGAGCGACUGAGGAUGACUCCAACAGAGAUGAAGAUCCAGGAAGGAUCCCCACUGAGGUAGAGGAAGAGGAUGAAGAGCUGCGAACGGAUAAAAUGGAUUCAUCACAAAGCGUUGAUCAGAGCACAAAAAUGUGAAUAGCUCAAGUGUUUUAAUUUGUGUUGGUGUGCACUGAACCUUGUUUGGUUUAGUCUGUCUCCGUCUCCCAGCACCCUGAAAAUAGUUAAAUCAAAGUAUAAAAAUGAUGGCUGCAUACAAAAUAUUGGUAGUUAUUUAAAAAACAAACAAAAAAACAGAAAAGAGACAGGCCUGUUGUGGAUUUUGACCCAGAAAUAUAUAAAUUUUCAUAAGACAGUUUGCACCAAUAAGGUUAUGUCAACUUAUUUUUCUGCAUGUUUGCAUACAUUCAUCAUAUGUUUUUUA